Molecule: messenger RNA, 1867 nt
Organism: Daucus carota subsp. sativus
Lineage: Eukaryota; Viridiplantae; Streptophyta; Magnoliopsida; Apiales; Apiaceae
Product: cytokinin dehydrogenase 1
Exons: 5
Coding region: 137-1759 (540 amino acids)
Biological process (GO): cytokinin metabolic process
Molecular function (GO): FAD binding; cytokinin dehydrogenase activity
Source: RefSeq, a predicted model, not a curated record
ACUUCUAUCAUCAGCUCUUACACACUUCUCAUUCUUUCUUCCACGGUCUAUCUCUCUCUUUCAGUCACUCACACACACUCGUCCACACCCUAUUUCAAAUUUGCCAAAAGAAUACGGUUGAAUACUAUAGGGAAAAAUGAAAUCACCUGCACAUAGUUUACUCAUGAAUAAUGACAUGAUCAUCAGGUUUCUUAUGACCCUGUUACUGACCACUAAUCUUUACAUAAAUAAUUAUUGUUCUAAUACCCCAUCAGUUUCUCCUCAAUCAGAGUUCUCAAUCCUACCAUUGCCGCUCAACUCACCAAGUCUUGAUGGGCAUCUUUGCUUUGAGAACACACACCAUGCAGCAAAUGAUUUUGGCAAUAGAUAUCAUUUUCUGCCAGCCGCAGUUCUGUACCCGAAAUCAGUUCGUGAUAUUUCAUCAAUUGUGAAGAAAGUUUAUGAAAUGGGUACUACUUCUGCACUCACUAUUGCUGCAAGAGGCCAUGGUCACUCCCUUGAAGGUCAAGCACAAGCCAGUCAAGGGGUUGUGAUAAACAUGGAAUCUCUUCAGGAGCACAAAAUGUUCUUUCACAUUGGAGAGUUACCUUAUGUCGAUGUGUCUGGUGGUGAGCUGUGGAUAAAUAUUCUGCAAGAGGGUCUUAAACAUGGUCUCGCACCAAAAUCUUGGACAGACUAUCUUCACCUCACUGUUGGGGGAACACUAUCAAAUGCUGGAAUUAGUGGCCAAGCUUUUCGCCACGGGCCACAGAUUAAUAAUGUUUACGAGCUAGAGGUAGUCACAGGAACAGGAGAUAUAGUGACUUGUACAAAGAAGCACAAUGCUGAUCUCUUCUACAGUGUCCUUGGAGGACUGGGACAGUUUGGCAUCAUUACGAGGGCUAAAAUCUUCAUUGAACAAACACCCAGGCGGGUUAAAUGGAUUAGAUUGUUGUACUCAGACUUCAGCACAUUUUGCAAAGACCAGGAGCAUUUGAUAUCAUCAGAAAAUUAUUUCGAGUAUGUUGAGGGAUUCGUCAUAAUAAACAGGACCGGUUUACUAAAUAACUGGAGAUCUACUUUCAGUCCUCAAGACCCGCUUCAAGCAAGCCAAUUCCACUCAGAGGGAAAGACUCUUUACUGUUUGGAAAUUGCCAAAUACUUCAAUCCAGAAGAAAUUGGCACAAUAAACCAGAGGAUAGAUGGCUUCUUAAAGGAACUGAAAUAUAUACGGUUCACUCUUUUCAUAUCAGACGUCUCAUAUGUGGAAUUUCUUGAUAGAGUGCAUGUGUCUGAAAUGAAACUCAGAGAAAUCGGCAUGUGGGAGGUUCCUCAUCCAUGGCUUAAUCUUCUCAUUCCUAAAAGCAGUAUAAAUGAAUUUGCACAAGAAGUAUUUGGAAACAUCCUUGCAGACACCAGCAACGGUCCAGUACUCAUAUACCCUGUUGACAAAUCCAGAUGGGACAACGAAACCUCCAUGGUAACCCCACAGGAAGAUCUUUUCUACCUUGUGGCCUUCCUAUCUUCUGCAGUGCCACAUUCCACAGGGUCAGAUGGAUUAGAACAUAUAUUGACACAAAACAGAAGAAUUUUGGAUUUCUGUGAUUCAGCCCGUCUUGGGGUCAAGCAAUAUUUGCCUCACUAUAACACUCAGGAAGAGUGGAAAGCUCAUUUUGGUACUAAAUGGGAGAUUUUUAAGAGGAGGAAAUAUACCUAUGACCCCCUGGCACUUCUAUCCCCUGGUCAAAAAAUAUUCCAGAAAGAAAUAACAUAUGUGUAACUUUGUCUUUCGCAGAAGGGAAAGAAACAUUGCAGUACCAGGCACUUUUCACGUUGCCUCAAAAUUGACAUGCAACUGUCAAAUAUAUGAUGUCUCCGAUUUCUGUAA